Topomyia yanbarensis is the source of this 8815-nucleotide messenger RNA. Its product is annotated as MAP/microtubule affinity-regulating kinase 3-like. The coding region runs from base 1209 to 4796 and encodes 1195 amino acids. Gene Ontology annotation, cellular component: cytoplasm. The record is from RefSeq and is a predicted model, not a curated record. Gene Ontology annotation, biological process: microtubule cytoskeleton organization; protein phosphorylation; intracellular signal transduction. NCBI's taxonomy places the organism in Eukaryota, Metazoa, Arthropoda, Insecta, Diptera, Culicidae. Gene Ontology annotation, molecular function: ATP binding; protein serine/threonine kinase activity; tau-protein kinase activity. The transcript is spliced from 18 exons.
CAUGUACGGCAUUCUGCCCUCGGUAGGCCUCGGAAGCGGGCGCGCGCACUCGUUCGUAGUACUCGUCGGUUUCAGCUUCAGCAAGAACUUACGGACGUGGUUCCGUCGUGUCGAAAGGCCUGCUCUGGCCCGAAAAUCGCGAGUUUUCUCCGUUCAGAGCGUCACAGUGCGACGACGGUGCUAGCUAGGACGACGGCGCCUGUGUUUGCUAGUGCAUCCCGUAACGUGAAGGAGGAUAACGUUGUCGCGGGGGUGUAGAAAAUCGUGAACUACGGAACGGAACGGUCGUCUCUCGGUGGUGCCUUAGUGAACCGUUGAACGAGGAACGCCGAUUCUGGAGCAAGAUUGCGUAACAGUUUCCGCCAAACGGUGUCAAUUCGAAAUCUACCAAAUUUUACAGUAGUUGUUCAGGGAGAUCAAUAGUUACGUGAAUUUUAUAGUCUUAUCUGUGAUCCAAACCUAGCGAGGAAGAUAUUUUUUUUCUACGAACAAACUGAUUAUAUAUUAUAUAUGCAUCAACAUUUCCACUCAGUGUCAUAAAAAUUUAUCUGAACGUGAAGCGAGAAGAGAUAUUGUACGACACACACAGUCUAUUUUUGGUGCGGUUUGUUAUUCCAAAGCGUAGGCCUGGCUCCAGACCGUGUGUAUCACCUUGAUUCGCGCAAUCACCAACGAUCCCAGUGCUGCCGGUGUGGUAGUGAGUGCAUGCCGUUUGAUCGUGUGCGCGAUCGAGUGGGUUCAAUCUAAUUUACAAUCGUUCCGAAGAUAUAUCUACACCGCAAUCAUCAACGAAGAAGUGAUCGUCGUUCGACGAAAAACGCGAAGAUCAAGUGCGAGUGCUCUCGAAUGUCGGACUAGGAAUCGUAGAGGUGCGACGUUCGAAACCCAAGUGUGCCUCGUUCCAGUGCUACCUGUAAAAGAGUGCUAGUGUCUCUGUGUGUGCGCUCCGACGCGUCUGUGUGUGUAGUGCUAAUUAGAACAAAUUAAAUCAAAAUCGGCUAAAGUUUAAAGCUAGUGUUCAUAUUCCACGAGUCAGCCCGAUUCCACCGAAAACAUCAAUCAACACGCAACAAUGAUUCAAAGCAACGCCACCUAAUAGUGUAAAAGUGUUUGUUUGUUGACUCCAACGAAGCAAUCAGUGCGGAACCCAAUUCGAGUGUUAUUCUACGGCCGCGGUACGGAGUUUCCCCCAUCCUGGGCGGUAAAAUAUGUACGAAGUGGCAACCCUUGCGGGCAACAAACUAGACGCAGCGUACACAAUCGAAAGCCUUUCGAACAUCAUGGGUCAGAUUUCGAGUAGUACUACGGCGGCCAACAGUGGUCACCAUCAUGGCGGUACGGCCGUCACUCGCAACGGGAAGAAAAUCUAUCAUCGCCACUCGUCGGUUCAGCCGGCGCUGGCCAACAUUAAACUGCUGAAGAAGGAAAGUUCCUUCAAUGCCAAGGAUUACCACAUCAAAGAUCCGCUGUACAAAGCCCGGACCGAAGGUAAAAACAUCGACCAACUGCUGCAGGUGGCCAACGGUCAGAACCCGAUGGGACCGACAGUUAGUGCAGCGACCACUCUGAGCAACGAUCUGAAUCUCAGCCGGGAUGGAACAAUCAAGGACUCUAGCACUGUGUUCAGUUCGACCAGCAGUAAAGAGUUCUUCAAAUCGGGCGAAGCCUACCACAAGACUGAUGUAUGUUACUACAGAACGCAGGACAAUGGUUACCACAAGUUACCAUCCGACUCGUACCACAAGAUGACCGAAGGGUGCUACGUCAAGCUACCGAACGGUAGCUUCCGAAAACUAGACGAUAAGAUAAACAACUCCCCGGAUGCCAAUGCCGUGCUCGGCAGCGAAAAGUCGGACCACAGCAGUAACACUGCCACCGGUCGGAGUGACGAUUCCGGUGUACAGUAUCGGAUCAAGAACCCGAUGAUGAAGUUUCUCAAACGUUCCAAAUCCCACACACCCGCCACCAUCGCACAGCUGCAGAAGGAGAAGGAAAAGAAUCGCCUUAGUACAACAAUCCAAUCGCCGACCACCGCCGCCGCCACCAUGGACGCUGGACGUCCACCGGUGUCCCACCAGCAACAGCAGCAGGUUCUGCCGUCGCAUCAAUCUCACCACCAGCAACUGCACCAGCAGCAGCAACAACAUCAAAAUCAUCACCACAAUGAUCAACCGAAAUCUCAACAUUCCAGUGGUGCAUCCCAUCAGUCGCACGCCGGGCAUCACCAGCCGCAGCAACCGCAACCGAACCAGAACCGCCGGGUCAUGGUAACCAUGAUCGACGGUGGGCUGCCGGUUGUGGCCAAGAGUAAACCCAUCCACGAUAAGCCAAAAAGUGCCAAAGCCCGGGUCCAGGAUGCCGGCCGAGAUAAGGGUUCACCGAACAUGCAGAUGCGCGGAACCGGCGCCCGGUGGCGACCGGCCGAGGAACACAUCGGCAAAUACAAACUGCUGAAAACGAUUGGCAAGGGAAACUUCGCCAAGGUGAAACUGGCGAAGCAUGUGCCCACCUCGAAGGAGGUGGCCAUCAAGAUCAUCGACAAGACACAGCUGAACGCGUCGUCCCUGCAGAAGCUCUAUCGGGAGGUGCGAAUAAUGAAACUGCUGGACCACCCGAACAUCGUCAAGCUAUUCCAGGUGAUCGAAACCGAAAAGACGCUGUACUUGGUCAUGGAGUAUGCAUCCGGUGGGGAAGUAUUCGAUUACCUGGUGCUACACGGUCGUAUGAAGGAAAAAGAGGCGCGGGCCAAGUUCCGUCAGAUCGUUUCCGCCGUUCAGUACUGCCACCAAAAGCGAAUCAUACACAGAGAUUUGAAGGCAGAGAACCUGCUGCUCGAUAGCGAAAUGAACAUCAAGAUAGCCGAUUUUGGUUUCUCGAACCAAUUCACCCCCGGUUCCAAGUUGGAUACGUUCUGUGGAUCACCACCGUACGCAGCACCGGAGCUGUUCCAAGGCCGAAAGUACGAUGGUCCCGAGGUGGACGUGUGGUCGCUUGGCGUCAUCCUGUACACACUGGUCAGUGGGUCCUUGCCGUUCGACGGUGCCACACUGCGAGAACUGAGGGAACGUGUGCUACGGGGAAAAUAUAGAAUUCCCUUCUACAUGUCCACCGAUUGCGAAAACCUGCUGAAGAAAUUUCUCGUGCUCAACCCGGCUAAGCGGGCCAGUCUCGAGUCCAUCAUGAAGGACAAAUGGAUGAACAUGGGCUACGACGAAGAUGAGCUGAUACCGUACGUCGAACCUAAGCCCGAUCUGAAAGAUCAGAAACGGAUAGGUAAGACGGAAGCGCUAGUUGCAAUGGGCUACAAUAGGCAAGAUAUAGAAGAAUCAUUGACAUUCACACGAUACGAUGACGUUUUUGCAACUUACCUACUACUCGGAAGAAAGAGCACGGACCCCGAGUCAGACGGCUCCCGGUCCGGAUCGUCACUGUCACUACGUAAUAUAGCUGGGAACGAGGGUGCCGCCGCCGGUAACUCCCAAGUGCAGAGCCCCACACAUCGAGGCGUGCACCGAAGUAUAUCGGCAUCCAGUACAAAACCGAGCAGACGAGCUUCGAGUGGCGGUGAAACCUUACAGAUUUUCCAACGCUUCAUUACAGGUGUGGGACCGGCGGCCGCGGUUGCCGCAGCUGCAGCAGCAGCCGGCGCCACAGGGGGCGCAGGUGGUGGCAACAUACCCGGGGCUACUGCUGCCGGUGCCACGGCUGGCACCGGUGGAGGUGUUGCUGCGGUCAACAAUACCGCCAGCACCAACAAUCACAGCUCAGGAGCCAGCAGCGGCACCUCAGAACGAACAUCAGUUAGCAGUAAUUUCAAGCGACAGAAUACUAUAGACUCCGCUACCAUCAAGGAGAACACGGCUCGACUAGCUGCACAAAACCAGAGGCCCGCAUCGAGCAUAACCAAACCGAUUACAUCGGCGGAUAAUUCAUCGAUCUCCAGCCCGGUCAAGCCUCGUACCACCGGAACUACCAGCGGCAAGUUCGAUCCGAGCAAUGGCUCUCGAACGGUUGGUCCCAGCGCCGGCAUGAUGCCGAGACGGUCUACCACACUGUACGAGAAGACAUCGUCAACGGAAAAGACAAACUCCACCGCGGACUCAACCUUCAUUGGUCCGAUACCGGAAUUUACGCGUGGCAGCUCGGCCGGAGCGACAACCGGUGGCAAAGGUCACGUGAAGAGUGCGUCCGUAUCGAGCCCGGGACCGUCGGCCGACAGUAGUGUCAGCAGCGCCGCCACAACCGAUCCCCUCCGUCAAAGACAACCGGUUGCAUUUCCCAGGAAUGUUCCAUCGCGAUCGACUUUCCACUCGGGCCAAACCAGAUCCAGAAACAGUACGGCAUACUCCGGAGCCGGAGGCAACGUCGGCGACUCGCCACACACUGGCAAGACUUUCCUGCAAAGACUUACUACCAGAUUCAGCAAACGGCCCAACGAAGGCCAACCAAAUACUUCAUCAAAUAGCAGUGGCUCGAACGCGGAGGAACCAGUGAAACCACGCGUGCUACGUUUCACCUGGUCGAUGAAGACCACAUCCCCGAGGCUACCGGACGAGAUUAUGGCGGAGAUACGGUCUGUGCUGGAUAAGAACAAUUGUGAUUACGAGCAGCGGGAGAGGUUUGUUCUACUGUGCGUGCACGGUGACCCCAAUACGGAUUCGUUGGUGCAAUGGGAGAUUGAAGUCUGCAAGCUGCCGCGGCUGUCCCUCAACGGUGUGCGGUUCAAGAGAAUAUCAGGCACCAGCAUCGGCUUCAAGAACAUUGCCUCGAAGAUCGCGUACGAUCUACGCCUGUGACUCGAUACAAAAUCGGAAGAGUACCAACCGGUCGGCAGCGAUGCCCCGGAUGGUAGUGAUAGGGACGAUGGAGAUGACAGCGGUGGAGGCGGCGACCCAGGAUACGGUGGCACUGGCAACAACGGCAACAACUACUACACCAACAAGAACAACAGUAACAACAACGGUAGCAGCGGACAUGGUGGUGACUCGACAGUAUCAGGUGGUAAUGGAGGUAAUGAAACGGAACCCGGUGUUGACGAUGGCCAUCGGAAAGUUUCGCUCGGUAUCGAAACCGUGACUAACACUGCCAGCUUGGUAACCGGUUAUGGCGUUGAUUUCAGUACUACGAAUGCUAGUACUUUUACACAAACGACAAAAGCGACAAGGACGGUCCUAUCGAACGACACGUACGGCCCGCGUGUAAUCCACUAUCAACCGGAUAUGUGGGAAUGCAGCUCGAAGACAGGGGAAAAGGGCACCACCACUACAGGUGCGGCGGAAGGGGGUGAGAUAGUGGGAUAUAACAACAUAUUCGCAUCGUUGCUAAGAACUACUACACUUUAAGGUGGUAACCAAUGUUUGCAUGUAAUAGAGUGUUGUUCAUGUUAUUGUGCGAAAAAAAAGAUUAAGCUCGUUGAAGGUACAUAAAUCUUAUUGAGGUGGAAUCCAGUUUUUUAUACCAGUUGUUCAAGAUUGUAGACACAUUACACAUAAUAAACGUAAACAUUUAAAAAUUCGAACUAAAAACAAACCCGUUACAGAUAGUAUUCUCGUUAAAGACUAACACAAAUAUUUAAAGCUACUGAUCAAGUAUUCUAAAGGUCAAACAAAAUUGAACAGUGUGUUGGAAUGAUUAAAAAUUUACUCUUCGAUUGAGCAGUAGGCGAAGGACUAGGAUUUUUCUUAAAGUACUGUCAGCGCGACCGAUUUUUUGACUUUAGUCAAUCUUCUUUGGCUUUGAAUUCCCGUGAAGUCAAAGGGCUGCUUCUUCCGUCGUUUAAAACAACAUUUUACUGGAACUAGCCAUGUAGAAGAGCUGUAUUUAGUGGUCUUCUAUGAUUUUAAGCCGGUGUAAUUCUAGUAAGCAACUAGAUUUCUGAAGAAUUUUUACUAUCAAUAACACAUAAAAGACUAUAAAGGCUGCUGCUCAAAACACACAAAAUGUUACGAAAACAUAUAGUAAAACGGUAGUUGCACAGUACACAGUUUCAAUGUUACAUACUUUAUACUAAUUGACUGCAAGGAAUAAAAGCAUUAACAGAAAUUGCCUUUCAACAACAGCAAACGAACAAAAACUACCACUACCGUCUACAAUUGUUUCCACUUGGCUGACCAUCUCCUCGCUGGCGAGUCAAAAAGUGAAGAAAAUCUGCAUGAAAUACGUUCCCAUUUCUACACACACAAAAAAACAUACGACUGAUAUUAUCCGAAGGUUUAAAAGUACUACAGAUUGCAAACUGUAACUGCAGGAAAACCACUUCAUAGUUCAGCGCAACGGCGGUAUGUUUAGUGCCGGAAUGAUUAUUUUCCCCUUUUGUCACGAGAAGUUAGGCCGAAUUCACACGUUUUUAUCAUCUAACACCCCGCUGUUUAGCCAAAGUAAAACAAAAACACAACGUAGUUAGUGCCGCUAGAUGUCAUCUUUGCGUCAUCGUUUUCCCAUCUCCAGGAAAUAGGGAAGAACAGUUAGUGUCCGUAGCAACUAGAGUAAGGUUAGAUUUUUUUUUCUUCUAGUGUGACCGAAAAGGUGUGAAUGAUGGCUGUUUGAGAAUGUGUGCUGUGAUAGUGCGAAAGGAUGAUAAGAGUUCCUGUUCCGGGGGACGUACAGUUUAUGAGCUAUUAAUAUAUACAACAGAACAUAAAAACAGAGAUCAUUUCUUCAGACUAGAGUAGCUAUGAAAAUGAUAGUUUGUAAUAGUUUCCCUUCUCAUUCAGUGUAAAUUUUUUCUCAUCCGCCCAUCACGUGCUCAUGUACCGCUGGGAGAACGUGGCUUAGCGUAGAAAGUGUGCUAUCAACGACAGAAAGGAAAUUGAAACCACGAUAUUUGGCAGCAGAACGGAUCUGAAUCAAUUUCUGAUGAUAUAACGGUUUUGAGAAAUAAUGUAGUUCUAAGUUCACAUGACACUUUAUUCCGUAUGGUUGAAGGUAGGUUGGACCAUUUUAUUAUCUGUGCUCAUUUUCGUAGAUUGCCAAACUCUGUUGUUUGGUGGAGUUCAGUAUGUCCCAGCCAGUUUUGACACGAAUAAGCAUUUAGGGAAUUUUUUACCUUCGUUUAUCAAAUUAGAGCAAGAGUUUGUAGAAAAAAGUAUAGAAAAGCGAUUCCGGUAGCCAAUCAAACACUUCAAACUGUCCGGGCAUACCGCAAAAAAGUGCUUUGUAGUUGGUUAAAAUUCCACACCAUCCCAGUACCUGCAGUAGAAGACAAAGGGUUAGGUCGUCGAGAAACUUUACGUUUUCUCAUAAAACCCUAUUCCACGCAUUCUUAUAUUUUUUCUUCAAACCCUUCCUCUACUUUGAAUUGAAUCUUUAAAUCAACCUUCCAUAUCUUCCAGUCCUUGCUAAUUGAAUGACGUUAGAACACAUACAAAAGGAAAAAUUACACAUAGACAGUAAAAAGAAAAAAAGUUAAUGCAUUUAACGAUAAAUUUUGCUCAGGUUUCAACUGGAUAAACAUGUUUCAUCUGGUUUAGUAGUUUUGUGUUAUUUGAAACAGGUUUCGUCCCUUAAACUCCAAUCAACUUUCGAAUGAGGUUCUUAUACCGAAAUGAGGAGCUGCUUGUUGAUGUGAUCUUUUUCCAUUCGUGGUGAUGUUUUCAAAUGUUCUUCAUCAGCCAAAUAUCUCCAAUUGCAAUGUUCCGUUUCUAUAAACACUAGAUAAUUGAUAGUACUACACAAUAUACAUUUUAGAAUACCAAAAGAAGCCACGUUUUCUUUCAGCAGUAUAUAGCAUCAUAAAACUCUUAUAUUUUGCUUAUUGAACAUCAUCUGCAAUCCACGUAACUAACACACAAUCAGAAGUCAUCUUCCAAAUAUUCUUUUUUUGUUCUACAGUCCUAUUCCGAAGUUGCGUUAGUUGUAUGGAUUACAUCUGAAGGUUAAUUUCUGUUUAUUAAAAUAUCAUCAUUAGGAAAAAUAAUUCAAAUAACGUUUACAUAAAAAACCAGUCAUCAGUCAUCAACGGCAAGUCACUCAUUAGCUCACACACACAAAGAAGAGUAAGAAUGUAUGUAAAUCUCAUUAAUCGUUAGGAUGAUAAAAAUCAAAACUAAGGGCAAAAAGUUUGAUUUGUGAGAAAAUUAUACAAUUUAUGAAUUAAAAAAUCUGGAAAAAAAUGAAGAAAAGUCUGUAUUCGAAGGAACAGCUGCUAAAAGCUUACUAUUUAUUUUUUAAAGUAAUAACUAAAGUGAAACACAAAUCAGAUCUGUACAUUGAGCGAACGUUGUUGAAAACAGUAGAAACAAAAAGCACUUAUCGUAACGCUAUGCAACAAGUAUAAUUAACAAAUAACGUGGGAAAAUUAAAUAACUAACUAAUAUCUCCCCUGAACGUAAAACACAAAGUGAUAAAACAUCCCCCGUACGAUGAGAAAAAAUCAUGAAACUUAUGCAUAAAACAAGCGAAAAUAGAAUAUUACAUAAUUAUUAUUGAAAACAAAAAAAUAUAUAUAAAAAACUAGUUAUUGUUAGACUACAAAAGGACAACCAUUUAAACGUAGAAAAGUUCACGAACGUAUAGACACAGCCCCUGCAAGCCAAUAAGUAUACAUUUUCCGCAUCCCCUCACAUACACAACUAUUCAGACAGAGUAAUUGAAAUAGACGUGUUCGUGUGUAAACAGAUGGUUCCCCAGUUAGAGCUCCAAAUAUUACGAAGUCUUUCGUCAGUUUACUUACGAAGAUCUUCGAUUGAAAACACAAUACAUGGUCGAUUUUUUUAUUUGUAAGCAGGCAAUAAGCAUUUUGACAGAUUCAUACAUGUAAUUAGGGUUAAUUCGGAACGAUCCGUUACUCACCAAGCACAGAUUUUACCUUAUUUUU